This is a messenger RNA of Debaryomyces fabryi, 1638 nucleotides long. RefSeq names its product Zcf23p (gene ZCF23). Gene Ontology annotation, cellular component: nucleus. Gene Ontology annotation, biological process: cellular response to starvation; regulation of DNA-templated transcription. Gene Ontology annotation, molecular function: RNA polymerase II transcription regulatory region sequence-specific DNA binding; DNA-binding transcription factor activity, RNA polymerase II-specific; zinc ion binding. NCBI's taxonomy places the organism in Eukaryota, Fungi, Ascomycota, Pichiomycetes, Serinales, Debaryomycetaceae. The transcript has a single exon. Bases 1 to 1638 code for a protein of 545 amino acids. The record is from RefSeq and is a predicted model, not a curated record.
AUGACUAAAAAGCUUAGCCCACUCGAAAAAAGAAACAGGAAACCGGCCUCCAAGGCCUGUGUUUUUUGUCAUUCAAAACACUUGCAAUGUUCUAAUGAAAGGCCUUGCAAGAAUUGUGUGAAGCGAAACUUAGGCGACCAAUGCCACGACGUUGCUAGGAAACGUGCAAAGUACUUAAAUACAUCCAGCGGCAAGAACGUGAAAUCAAGGACAAAUUCAAUGCUGUCAAGCUAUAGAUCCCCCAGUGUAACGGAUUCUCCACAGAAUUUAUCUACGCAUAGCAUUAUUAAACAGGAACUAGAUUCAAACACGAAAGGAGAUGCACAGUCUAUACAACAAGCAAGCGUAACGCAGAACCCGUCUGAUGUAAAUAAUUUACUGCAAUACGUAGAUCAGAGACCCACGGCCCCCUCAAAUACAAUGCUAGACACAACGAACGAUGUUUUGAAUAAAUUAUUAUAUAGUGAACCAAUAGAAUCAGAUUCGAUGUCACUCAGAGAUUCGAUAUCUGAGCAACCUGAAAUAGAUUCGAACAGGAGAAGUAUAGAUACUAUGUUCAGUUCCAAUUACCUUAAUCAAGAAUAUCUAAUGUUAGGGGAUAUUAUAUUACACUCGAAGCCAUCCUCACCUUCUCCAUCAAAUACAAGUGCUUCUGAAUAUAAUGGUGAAGCUACAAUUUCGCCGGCCAAUACAUUGUUAAAUAAUACUAGGUUGGGUUUUGAUAAUUCAAAUGAAGGGAGCAUUUCAAAUUCUAAGAGGAAACUCAAUAAACUAAAAGAUUCAAGACCAUUCAUAGCUUUAGGCGUUUCAAACGAUACUCCAAUAAAUUUACAACCCGAAGGCAAUCUAAGUUUAGAUAACUUUACAACCAAAAACGAAAUUAUAAACAAAGACAACAUAUCAUCCAAUCUGCUCAAAACCGAUUAUGUAUCUCCCUUAAUAAGUCAUCACAUAUACCAGUCAGUCCAAGAUAUAUAUACGCAUAGUAUCACUAAUUUUGAUUAUCCACAGUCAUAUCACCUGUUAACCAACUUUUUAAAGAGGAGGUUUCUGGGAAACUCUCUAGCACCAGAACAGAGACAGGCCAAACGUAACAAUUUAUUAAUAAUAUUAAAGCUCAUUGCCAGUUACAGACCAACAUUUAUUUCUGCUCAUAAAAACUUGUUGAAGCCCUACGACUUAUUGUUUUUGGAAAUGUCCUUUCAGAGAUCUUUAAUAGAUUACGAGAAAUUACUACUUUUUAAUUCUUCUCCAUCAAUUAUAUGGCGUCGAACAGGUGAGAUAGUUUCUAUUUCUAACGAUUUACUAAGCAUAUUAGGCUUUAAUUUAUCGGACAUUUUAUCCAAACGGACUUUUAUAAUGGAAUUAAUGUAUGACGAUGAGUCAAUUAUUAAUUACUUUAAAUUGUUUAAAUCGGUAGCUGUUGUUAAUUUGCACCUGAGUAUUAUUACGAAAUGUAAAUUAAUAAAAAACUCUACUGCCGCAUUUAACAAUGAAGCUUCGGAUGUGGCAGAUAGAGAGUACAUUGAAUUUUGCUCUGCAUGGACCGUUAAAAGAGACCCCUUUGAUAUUCCAAUGUUAAUUAUUGGUCAGUUUUUACCAAUAUUACCUGGUGGAGAAGGUGUAAGGAAGUAUUGA